Parnassius mnemosyne (clouded apollo) is the source of this 8313-nucleotide messenger RNA. The record is from the annotation of a GenBank genome assembly. Lineage: Eukaryota; Metazoa; Arthropoda; Insecta; Lepidoptera; Papilionidae.
AUGAAAACGAAACCCGUUAAACAUAAAACUACCAACACUUUUCGGUUUAUACCUUUUGCUGAUAGAAUUAAUUCUAUUGACAUUCGACAUGCUGCAUUAUACCAUAUUGAACAUGCAUACACCAGUCAUCCAGAGGAAAAUGAAACUCACUUUUACCUGGCUCUUCAAAAAUGGCAUGUGUUGAAUUUAACUGAGAACUUUAAGAAGUUCAAGAAAGAAGUCUUUGGUAUUGUUACUAUUACACAGUUAAUACACAAAAAAGAAGAAGUAUUAGAUAUUAUUGAAAAGUAUUUAAAAUUAGAAGAUCAAUUGUGUUUACAACCUUUGCUGGAGAUUCUAGUUUCCGUGGCGAAAGAUUUAAGAAAUGACUUUUAUCCACAUUUCCCUAAAUUCCUUGACAUACUUAUAAAAUUGUUGAACACUAAGGAUCCUGAGCGGUUAGAGUGGACAUUAAUUUGCCUGGCGUUUCUCUUUAAAAUAUUGAAACCGUAUUUGAAGAAGGAUGUGGAAACUGUACUAAAAAGGAUUGUUCCACUACUGAGUGAGAGUCAUCCACAGUAUAUCAAUAAUUUUGCUGCUGAAAGUUUUGCAUUUGUUGCCAGGGAUAUAAAAGAUAAAAGUAAAUUCAUUCAACAUAUACUGAAUUACUUGCUAACAAAUGAUCAUGCUAUCGUAGGGACAGGUCACCUCAUUUUUGAAAUUUAUAAAGGAGUAGCAAAUAAAUUUCAUAGUUGUGCUGAAACUUUUAUACCAUUACUUCUCCAAUAUUUUAAAGAAAAUCAGUUUCAUCAAGAGAUAUUGUUCAAAGUUCUCACUCAGACAAUAGAAGAUACUUUACAAACUAUAUCACCUAAAGAGUUUCCAAUUUUCUGGACACCAGUACUGAAAUUUCUAGAAGAUUCUUUAAAAGAAGACAAUAGUGAUAGCAGAUGCCUAGAAUAUGUAUUAAGAUUGGCUGGUCAAGUAAUUGAACAUCAAAAAGGAAGAUUUCUUUCAAAUCCUCAGCAAUUCUCAGUACUGCUUGUUAAAGUUAUAUGUGAACAGUCAUCAGAACAUGUGUUAGAAGUUUGUGCACAAAUUGGUGCUUUGUUACUACUCUCCUCCAAUAUCCUUCUCACACAAGAACAUGCCGGCAUCAUAAUUAAAGCUUUGGUACCAUUACCAUUUCCAAAAAUUCUUAUUAAUUUUGUUGAAAAUGUAAUUGAUUAUUCACAGUUUGAUUUGCAUAUUCUUCCCCCAUUUAUAAAUUUUGUUGUACAAUCAAAUUUCAGUGAUGAAGCUAUGAAAGCAUUGUCAAAAAUUUGCUUAACAAAAUCACCAUUGUCUAAAAAUGGUUUAAAGCUUUUUGAAUGGGUAAAGUAUCCUUUGAAUUUUGGUAAGGGUCUUCCAUUGGUUAUGAAACAUGUACAAAACGUCCUUAAUGAUAGUAUAGAAAGUCAAAUGGAAAAUCCUGACAAGUUAAUGAGUGUCUUGUUUUGCUUACCUCAUAUUGAAAAACUAGAUGUGGAGUUAUGUGUUAAUAAAAUAUGUGAUGUUAUAUACCGUCUAUUAGAUAUAUUAGAUAGUGACAGCCUUGAAGAAAAGAUAGAUGGAAAUAAACUUGAAUGUGAUAACAGUGCUACAGCAAAGCAUUCAAGAAAGGUUUUGUUCCUGCUUGCUAAUACAAUAGAGUGUGUUAUACAUAUAUCUAGUUGUAAAAUGAUUAAGAAAAUUUGCGACAUUGAUAAAUUGUUGCCUGUGAUAGUUCCUCUUGCUGCAAAUCCUAAUUAUUUGGCUGCUUUACAAUUACUUGAUUUAUAUCUGACGGCGUAUGAACAAGAAAAUGGAUUAACAUAUGCAUUUUUAUCAUUAGUUGAUUCAUAUAUUAGACCAAAUGUGUCCUCUCCAUUUCAUAUUGUACGUUUAUUAACAACACACAUAUACAAAUUAUUUGAAAAUAUCAAAGAGCUUGAUAAAUCUGCGCAAACAAGCGCUGGUGUGGAAAAAUUUUCAAUUUUUAGCAAAUGUUUCGCAGUUGAGUCAAUAUCACCAUCAAUUCAAGAAUAUAGAACUCAAAUAAAUAUUUUGCAGAAAAUGACUUUUAAUUCAAUACAGUAUGCACUAGCAAAAGAUACAGAGUUCCACCUUUUUGCUUUAAAAUAUAUGCUCGGACUUUUAUAUAAUAAUUUUAAAUUACUUUGGGAACCUGUAAUUGAGUUUAUCGCCAGCUACGGAAAUUCACUUGCUGUUGAAGAGUUUUGGCCUCCAUUUUACGAAGUGCUUCAGUUUUCUUUUACUAAUGUAAAGAAUAACCUAUGCGUAUUUCAGUUCGAAAAAGAAAUUGGAACAGAAUUCGAACCUGUAAAUGAAUUAUAUAGUUGUUAUAAUAAUAUAAUGGAACGGCCAGACUUAUAUAACUAUAGAAAUUUGAUUUUGAAAACUAUGACUUACUGCAUACAAGCCUGUGAAGUAAAAAAUAGAGAUGUAGUAUGCCUGUUUUUAAGGUUUAUUGAAGAUGAAUAUAGACAAAACAUUAAUAUGAAUGCACUUAAAGUUGACAUUGAAUUACAUAAUAAUAUGGAAAUAGACGACGUAGAAGGUGAAUUAAAUGAUAAUGAUGAAAAUAAUGAAGAAGACAUGGAAGUUAAUAAAAUGAAAGAUUCAGAUUCUGGGAAAAAAGUAUUUAAAACACUUAUAAGCAUUAUGCAAGUUUUAGCUCAAUUUAAAAACCCUAGAGCCUUACAUAAAGAACCUGUCUUUUGGGAACUUUAUAUGGAGUUCUUAAAACAUAAAAAUUCAGGUCUUCAAAAAUUCGCAUUAGAUUGCGUUUUAAACUACAAGAAUAAGAAUGUUAUAGCAUAUAAAUCAAAUCUAUAUAAUCUUGUAGACGACAAAAAGUUCAAAGAUGAACUUACUUUAUUUAAAAUAACUGAAGAUUCACAACAUAUCCAACCAGAGGACAGGGAACACGUAAUACCAAUUGUAUUAAGAAUUUUGUAUGGAAAAAUGACAUCCAAGCUAGGUGCUGAUAAAAAAGGUGGAGGACAAACAAAGAGGUCACUUGUGAUGAGAUAUUUGAGCGGAUGUCAAGAAAAUGAAUUACAAAUUUUCAUUGAAAUGGCAUUUUCAUAUUUACGAGAAUACCUUACUAUGAAUCCAGAACAAAUUUACAAAACAAUAUUGAACAAUUUAGAUUUGAAGUCGAUUAUUGCGCCGGGGAAAAUUCAUAGCGUACUCAAGUUAUUUGAUGUAGUACGUGAAUAUUUUGGCGGUUCUAUAAAAGAUCAGUUAUUGUCACAUUUACUUAAAAUAUUUUAUGCAGUUUGUUCUCAAAUUGCAGUUGUGCUAAACCAAGCUGAGAAAGUACACAUUAGCUAUAUUAAAGCAAUGAAGAAUCUAAGAGCUCUUGCUAUAAGUAUAUUGGCUAAGUUGUUUGAUCAAUUCGAUAAAUAUGUUUGGACUGAAAAAGAGUUAUUCGUAUUAUUUGAGACUCUUGUUUGGCCUUUGAUGCCUAAACUUCAUAUUGAAGGCAUUCAUAGUCCAACGGCAUUACUAAAAUUAAUAAAUGUGUGGUGUCAGAAUCCUAGAUAUUACAUCCUGCUUAUAACAUGUUCUGAGGAUGAUACUAAUCUGAGUGUUUUGCCAGCAAUAUUUAAAUUACUGUUAGCUCCUAAAACUAAUCCAGGGGUUGUUAAUUUCAUUUUAGAUAUGAUUGAAAAGUUAUUAACUUUAACAGAAGAUGAAGAGGAAAAGGAGGUUGUACCAAUUGAAACAUUUAAAUCGUUAGAUGUAAAAUAUGAUUUAAAAUCUGAAAUAAAUUUCGGUAGUAGAAUUUUGAUUCCACACUUGCCUAGUAUAUUAGAAGUAAUGAAACGGCGCAUAGCAAACAGUGCAAAAUCAAAUACAGUUAAUAAAAGGGAUCUUUUAAUUCUCUCAAGAGUAACUGAAAUGGUUACUACACCGGAAAUGUGUGAUGACUUAUUAAAUCUUCUGCUACCAAUUUUAGUAAAAAAAGUUUGCAUGAAUAUGGCGGAAGAAAAUAUGGAGUAUGCAGUCAGUAUUAUUAUUAAUCUAUUAGGGCACAGUGCCACUCCUCAACGUUAUAUUAAAACUAUUGCCGUUUUGUUUAACAAAGUUAGUCCAGUUGACGUAAGGAAACUUUUAAUUAAACUGCUUGUUUCUAUUGCUGACAACAAAGUAGCGGAUGUCGAUGUUUUAUUGAAAACGGCACACAUAAUUACAGAAAUGAACGCGUUUAAUAAGAGAUGGAUAGAACAACCUGAUUUUGACCGAAGAUUAGAAGCAUAUAAGGAAAUAUACAAAAUGGCGGAAAACAAUGAUAUAAAUGUGGAUCUUGCAAUACUUAUUGUAAAUAACUGCUUUUUUUUCAUUCGUACAGAGAAAGAUAUUGGAUUACGUGAUAGUGCUAGCUUAUGUUUAAAAAAAAUUCUCCCUAAAUUGUUGCUCAAGUAUUGGUCAACUAAUGAUGGUCAGUUUCUAGUAAGGGACACGGUAUUGUCUCUUAUAUCCACUGGAAUAAGGGAUAAUAAAAAUGAAAAUUUACGUUUGGAAUCUAUCUCAUUGCUCGGGGAAUUAGCUAGAGAAUGUCCUGAAGCCGAUGUUGUUUUAUCUGACUUAGCUCAUUUUAUAAACAAAGAGGACAGAGAAGUAGACUUUUUUGAUAAUAUCUGCCAUUUACAGCUUCACAGACGCGUAAGGGCCCUCUUAAAGUUUAGUAAGAUUGCACGGAAAAUGAUCAAAUGUCCUACUCCGCGAACUCUUACAAACUUUAUACUACCUCUUGCUUCUAUGUAUAUUGGAGAUGAUAAAUAUACAGACAAAAAUUCUUUAAUAGACGCAUGCAUCGAGGUAAUUUCUACUUGCUGUAGACUAUUACCAUGGUAUCACUACGAGGUCAUUCUUAAAUUAUAUUUAAAUAAAAUGAAACAUUCCACUGAGCAUCAGAAGCAAAUGACUCGUAUUUUGGUCGGAAUAAUUGACUCUUUUCAUUUUGAUUUUUCUAAAGUACGCAAUAUAGAAUUACCUAAGGCAUUGCUGACUAAUAUAGAUUCUAGAAAGAAACAACAAAAAAAUCAAUCAGAUGAAACUAAAACUGAUAACAAUAAUCCUAAUGAAAUCGAAGAAGGAGAGAAAAGUGACGCGGAGGAGCAGGAUAGUGAACUAAUUGACGACAUUGAAACGAACUUGCACAUAGCGGACCAACAUGAGGCAAGCGAGGUGCAAAUGUCGAAAGAUGUUAUAGACGUACCUGCUUUUGAGCGAAUAACGAGUGUUUCACCUUCCGUCGCCAACAGAAUCAUUAAGUCGUUGACUGCAGGACUCCUGCCUCAGUUGAAUCAUGCCAUAGGCAAAAUGACGGAGCACGAAGAAUCCCAUAAGCUGAAUCGUCGACGCACUGGCUUUGUUCGCCAAGAGGAGGAUAUGGUCCGUGUACCGAUUGCCUUAGCCCUGGUGAAAUUGCUGCAGAGAUUACCAGGUGAUAUUUUGGCACAUCAACUUCCAGGGAUCAUUAUUAAAUUGUGUUCCUUCCUAAAAUCACCAUUGAAACAAGUGAGGAUAUCGGCGCGAGAUAUUGUCAAAAAAAUAAUGCUGACUGUUGGUACCUCGUAUUUGGGUGUUUUACUAGAACAUCUUACGUUAUUACUUACCAGGGGUUUUCAAGUGCACGUAUUGGUUGCUACAAUACAUUCGGUCUUGGACGCUUUAAAAACGGACUUCAAAUCCGGUGAUUUGGAUAAUAACUUACAUUAUAUACUUGAGGUAUGCACUAACGAUUUGUUCGGAGCAUUAUCAGAAGAAAAAGAAGUGGAGAAACUACAUUAUAAGACGCCAGAAGCAAAACCAAGUAAAAAGAGUUACGUGACGUUAAUGAUCGUGUCUCAGAAUAUUACAGAGAAGUGCUUGAUCAAUCUUCUAUUGCCUUUUAAAGAUGUCUUGCAAAAACACACUUCAAAGAAAAUAGUCUUAAAGGUACAAGAAGCGUUAAUGCAUGUUUCCAGUGGUUUGGUCACGAACAAAUUCAUAGAUAUCGAAUCUUUAUUUAUAUUUCUUCAUGGAAUAGCAUCUGAAAGCAUACCAGAGUUCGUUUUAGGUGCAGCAAAGAGAGAAAUCUCUGAAAGUCAAAGAGAGAGAAUGCUACGCGCAAAACCAGAUUGUUUCUUAAUACCAGAAGCGCCGAAACGCAACAAGGAAUCUCAAGCGAGACUUGUUAAAAAUUCGAGUAAGAUCAACGCGCAUGUGUUAGUAGAGUUCAGUUUGAAUAUACUGUACGUGAUACUUAAGAGAGAAAAGGUCCCAAGAAUGGAUUGUCGAGCUUUCGUAGAUCCGUUGAUACCUUUGUUGGUGGAUUCAUUAAAAAGUGAUCACGUCAAAGUUACAACUGUAGCGUUAAAAUGUAUAACGACAUUGUGGACUAUAAGAGUCAGCACACCAACGCUGGAGGAGAUGGUCCAGGAUAUUGUGAAGAUAAUAUUCCAGAUACUGCAUAAAUAUGCGACAUUUGAGAUAAGCAAACAGAAUGACAACUACCAUUUAGUAAGGAACGCUUUUAAGGCAGUAACAGUCUUAAUAAGAAAUGUAAAAUAUUAUACACUAGAAGCUGAUCAGCUCAAAACUCUUUUACUUUACGCUGAAGAAGAUUGCCAGAGUGAUGACAAACAGGCGAAUUCGUUUUCACUUUUAAAGGCUAUUCUAGAAGGGAGAUUAGUGUCGCCAGAACUGCAUGAAGUUAUGGAGAAAAUCUCGAAAAUUUGUAUAUUGAGUGAAUCAGCUAGGUCAAGGGAGGAAGCACGUGCGCUUUUCGUUAAUUACCUAACUUAUUAUACACCUGGCAAGCGUAUGGACAAGUACAUAGAGUUCUUUGUGACGCAACUUAACUAUGAACUACAACAUGGAAGGGAAUCCUCCCUCAAGUUCCUCGAGAUGAUCAUCAACAAACUGCAAGUGGCACAACUUACGAAACAUAGCGAUUUCUUGUUCCUGGCGUUAGGAACGUGUAUGCUUAAUGAUAGUGCGCCCGAAUGUCGGGCAUCAGCUGCCGGCUGUAUCGAAGCUAUCUUAAAGAAGUUUCCAGCAGUAGAGAGGAAUAAACUCUUCAAUCUGGUUUUAGCAUUCUUCCAGGAUACUCAGCCCGUGCACUUCGAACUGGCAGCACAGUUGACGACAAGAUUCGUCAAUGUCGAAGGAGAGGAAUUUAAAAAUCGCCUGAACACUAUUUUAUCACUUGUGUGUGGCAAAAUACUUCUGCUCAGCAACGACAUCACCGAAGGGAGGUUUGUCAAGGUCAAACUAGACCAGGGAGACAAGACUGACGAAGAUAAACAGAAAGAGAAAGACCACAGUCUGAUACAAAUGUUGAAUCUUAUUGAUAAAAUCACUGUUCAAUGCCCGUCCAGUAUGAAAAAUAAAAAUCACUUUAGCGAAUAUGAUGAUAUCGGACAGCAAUGUCAAGCGUUGCUAGGAUAUCCCCACGCUUGGGUUAGGUUAAAAGCGGUCAAAAUACUUGGGCAGAUACUAUCGUCUGUAGAUUUUGAAGAAUUGGAUAUGAUGGUGAAAAAUAAGUUGGUGUGUGAUAGAGGUUUUAUAUACGACGAGACAGAGGCGUGCUUGAGGAGUAUCAUAUUAGAUUUGUGUGCUCAAUAUACUCCUAGUGCCAGUAAAGAUAUGGUAGAUCACGUAACCGACGUGUUGUUUUUAAUAAUCAAACUGGUGCAUUCAAUGACUUCUUUCAAAAUAACAAACAAAAUCGAAGCAGAAAAUGGCGAAACAGACAGUUUGGCGAGAGUCAACAUCCGUUGGAUUUUAUUCAAGUUGAGGAGAGCUGUCAAUGUAGAAGUUGCAAAGGCGCCUAAUUCUAUGCAUAUUCGUACAGCAAUAUUCACGAUGUGGCUCCACGUAAUCAGUUUCUUAGAACAAGAGGACCUCAACAGGGUCAUUGAUGUUAUCCUGCCUCCUAUAGUUCGGGAGCUUUCCACUGGGGACGCAUCAACACCUGCUACAAUAGCUAAACAGUUAGCUGGAAGGUUGGGCAAGAAAUUAAGAAGGAAGAUCGGUGAUAUUGAAUACAGUAAAUUGGUGGCAGAGGCGCAAACAAGACUGAAUAUGAGAAGGGCUGAGAGGAAGAAAAUAAUUCUGCAAGAAAAAGUGCACAAUCCAGAAAAGGCAGCCAAAAGAAAACUACAGCUCAAAGAAAAGAAGAAGCAAGCAAAAAAAGUAAAAUUGGACAUGCUUCAUGGCAAGAGACCGAGAGGGAAGAAAAGGAAAGCAGAAGACAUUGACAUUGAAGAUCAAUUGCUGCAAGAUAAUGAUGAAUAG